AUGGAUACACCAUCAAAUCCCACUCCUCAACCCCCAAUCCAAAGCGUCAUCCCCUCUCAACCUCAACCCAAUCCUAAGGAAGGCAUCAAUGCCAUCACCCUAAGAUCUGGAACACAAUUAAAAGAGAAGGGAGCAAAGGAUUCAAAUUCCAUCACAAUCGCUCAAGAGGAGGAGAGAAUAGAUGUAGAAGAGGUAGUGGACGAAGAGACACCACAAGUCACAGUUGAGGAUGAAGAAGCUCAACCAACAAAAGAGACCCCCAAGACCAAGAGAACCUUGGAAGAAGAAAUUGCUCAACCGCUCCCAUUUCCAACACUUACAAAGAAAGCUAGGAAGUGCGUAGAACUCGACCCCAAAAUGAUAGAAACAUUCAAGAAAGUCGAGGUAACCAUCCCCCUCUUUGAUGCUAUCCACCAAGUUCCUAGGCCCUUGUAUGGUCACUUGCACCGUCAAUGGAGUUCAAUUCAUAGAUUGUGUGACCUCGGAGCAUGUGUUAGCAUCAUGCCUCUCUCCGUCUACCGGAUAUUGAAGUUGCCACCACUAAAAAGGUCGACGGUAAGAUUUGUCCUAGCAGAUAAAAGCAUAAUAACCGUGACGGGUGUUGUGGAAGAUGUACUGGUGAAUAUCAAAGGGUUGGUGUUUCCGAUUGACUUCUAUGUCCUUGAAAUGCCAUCAAGCAAAACCGAGAGAGCAUCAUCCAUCCUACUUGGAAGACCAUUUUUGAGAACUUCUAGAUUUAAGCUCGAUGCCUACUCGGGAACCUACUCAUUUGAGAUAGAUGGAAGAGUCGUAAGUUUUAGCCUAGAAGAAGCAAUGAAGCAUCCACCGGAGAAUCACUCUCUAUUCUGGUGUGACCCAAUUGACAACAUUGUUGCCAAAGUGCACCUUGCAAAGUUAGAUGAGAAGUACAUGAUUGAGGAAGCAAAUGAAGAUCCAAGCAAAUUAAACACCACGCACCAUACAAACCAUCCGGAAACUCAAACCUCAAAAAAUGACAAAAAGAUGGAAUUGAAGCCACUACCACCCCACCUAAAGUACUCAUAUCUCGAUGAAGCCCAAAAGCUCCCCGUGAUAAUCGCAAAAGAGCUAACCCCUCAACAAGAAGAAAAGUUGCUAGAUGUCUUGAGGAAAAAUAAAAGGUGA
Messenger RNA from Arachis duranensis, 1143 nucleotides. RefSeq lists its product as uncharacterized. The record is from RefSeq and is a predicted model, not a curated record. The transcript has 2 exons. Lineage: Eukaryota; Viridiplantae; Streptophyta; Magnoliopsida; Fabales; Fabaceae. The coding region runs from base 1 to 1143 and encodes 380 amino acids.